Molecule: messenger RNA, 1541 nt
Organism: Suillus clintonianus
Lineage: Eukaryota; Fungi; Basidiomycota; Agaricomycetes; Boletales; Suillaceae
Product: S-adenosyl-L-methionine-dependent methyltransferase
Exons: 11
Coding region: 153-1502 (449 amino acids)
Molecular function (GO): O-methyltransferase activity
Source: RefSeq, a predicted model, not a curated record
AUACGAAUCCAUCAUCCGCCACGUGGACUGUGAUGCGUCGCAAAUGCUUGUGUCUGCUCGUUUAACACAGCACUUUUAUUUGCCUGAGGAGCAUAAAAUCUGCAUGACUGACCGAAGGGCCGUUAUUUCUGCGUAGUAUCACCCCCCGAAAGAUGACAGACUUCAAUGAGGCGGAGGCCAAGCUUGAGGCCCUCUUGGACGUCAUCAACUCCUCUGCACGUCAAGCAAUCGCAGAAUACAAGAAGACCGGACAUGGGGUCCCCAGUGCCGACGCAACAACCUUCCACCCCCUCGACCUGACGACAGAUACGCUUGCGCUCAAAAAGUCGAUUAGGCUGCUCGAAGGUGCAUACCACCAAUUGAGCUCAAUACUGGCACCCCCUCAACAUACAGUGAUGAAUUAUGUUUUCAAUUACAACUGGGCGUGCACAAGCGUUGUCUUGCAAGCGCGAAUUGCAGAUGUUCUGGACCGACACCCGGAAGGUCUUAGCGUGGACAAGCUGGCUGAAGCAGUCAACCUCGACAAGACCAAGACUGCACGCGUCCUACGAGCCUUAUCAAUAAUGGGUUGCUUUAAAGAAGUCGAGCGAGACGUCUUUGCAAACACGCGACAAUCCCUUGUACUCAAGUCAUCAAACAACGUUGGGUGCUUUGCAAAACUUCAUUCCCGAGACGUCUCGAAAUACGCCGCAGUACUCUAUGAGACUAUGACCGACGACGAAUUUUCAAGAUCACACGAGACUGACAAAGCGCCCUCGCUAUUUACUUUCAAGAAGGAGGGUAUGAAGGGUAACUAUUGGGACUACAUCAACAAUGACGAUGACAGCCGUGAUGAAUUCCACAGAGCUAUGCUUGGCCUAACCGAGAUGAAUUGUGCUUCCGCAGUGCUGCAUCACUAUCCUUGGGACGAUAUAUCAUCUGUGGUGGAUAUUGGAUCUGGCAUUGGCGCAUUUUCCACUCCUCUGGCGAAAAUGUUCCCUCAUCUCAAAAUCACCAAUCAGGAUAUCCCAGAAGUCAUGAUACAGGCGCAAACUGCAUGGGAGAAGAAUGCUCCUGAGGCACUGCUCGACGGGCGUGUGGACUUCGUGCCAAUCAAUUUUUUGGAGAACGUGCCUGUUGUUGGGAAGGAUGUCUACUAUUUGAGGCACAUCAUUCACAACUGGCGGGACACUGAGGCAACAAUGAUCCUCCGUAACAUUCGCAAGGCAAUGGGACCAAACAGCCGAGUGCUAAUUCAUGAUCCCGUGAUCUUCCACACAUUGCAACAACCUGACAUGGGAACUGACAAAUUGAGUGUAGCCCCUGAACCUAUGUUGCCGAACUUCGGGGCAGGCAGUCAUAGAACGUUUCAAACAGACCUGACUAUGUGGCUUCUUCUAAAUUCCAAGGAGCGAACGUUGGACGAGCUGAAGGUCAUCGGGGCCGCUGCUGGUCUGACACUUACCCAGGUGUAUGAUUUUGUAGAGACAACGGUCAUGGAGUUUAGAAUUGCUCAGGACUGACCCCAAGAAUUCGAAUGAGUGUUUUUAAAGAUGCAGUAA